This is a messenger RNA of Astrephomene gubernaculifera, 484 nucleotides long. The record is from the annotation of a GenBank genome assembly. Lineage: Eukaryota; Viridiplantae; Chlorophyta; Chlorophyceae; Chlamydomonadales; Astrephomenaceae.
CACGGUUCCCCCGCCGAGUGGUGCAUGUGUCCCGCGACGGUAUACCUUCCAUCGUGCGAGUGGACAGACACCAGCUGGUUGCGGACAUGGGCAUUGCGUACCGUGACCUGCGCGCCAUUGACCCUGCGCUGCCCAUCCCCACCCCCACCGCUGUUCUCAUCCGCGAGCGGGCGCUUGUGGUGAACCUGGAGAGCGUGCGCAUGAUCAUCGGCUGUGACCAGGUCUACGUGCUCAGUGUACAGCACCCCGUGGAGCAAGACGGGCGCAUGCCGGGGGGGUACGGCAGCUAUGACGUACACAGCAUGUACGGCGGUUUCGGAGGCGGCGGCGGUGCUGCCGCCGCCUCGGGUGGCGGCUACCUUCUGGGCGGUCGUGUGGUGGACUGUGUGCAGGGGCGGCCGCUGCACUGCCCCUUCAUUGCGGCGCUGUGUGCGCGAUUGAGCGCCGCGACGGACCCAACCGCUGCCACCGCCGCGGCACCCGG